Molecule: messenger RNA, 3045 nt
Organism: Salvelinus sp. IW2-2015
Lineage: Eukaryota; Metazoa; Chordata; Actinopteri; Salmoniformes; Salmonidae
Product: homeobox protein Hox-D12a-like
Biological process (GO): regulation of DNA-templated transcription
Molecular function (GO): DNA-binding transcription factor activity, RNA polymerase II-specific; sequence-specific double-stranded DNA binding
Source: RefSeq, a predicted model, not a curated record
UGUCCCAUUUGUAUUUUUCAUAUAAGCCUAUACAUGUACUUGUAUUUUUCUCUUAACAUCACAUUACCUUAUGGAAUAUAUUUCCGUGCAGUAUUAUGGCCAAUGGUAGGACUGAACAACAUGUUUUGCAUAUCACGUGACACUGCAUUAACAAAUCAACAAUUCAUUUUCCUUUAUUGUUUAGCAGUCGCUAAAAGGGUUGUAAGAAGCGUUUGAGAGAGCUUCAUGGAAAUGUGUGAGCAAAAUCUUCUGAAUUCUAACUAUGUUGGUUCUCUGAAUUUCCCCAUCCCGGAGUCGUUGUGUUUUUCCAACUUGCGGAGCAAUGGAGCUCAUCUGCCCCAGCUGCAUCAGAUUUCCUACAACAGGCGAGAGGUGUGCUCGCUCCCGUGGAUUUCCCCAAAUUCGUGCACAUCUCCGCCUCAGAGCCGCGCCAUUAGUGGCUACUCUCCGCCGUUUCUACCCAAUUCAGUGCCUGUAAAUACUCAUCCCAACGACCACAACAAAGGACCAUUUGACGAGUCCAGUAAAUACUACUUUCAGGAUGUUAACCACAAACCAGAAGAACCUGCUAGACACGCGCAGGCCUUUUCUGGUGAACAUGGAGUUAUCAGUUCGGAUAGCUCGAAAUAUGCAUUUUCGAGCUUGGACAGACGGUCAGAUAAUUCCGGUGCACAACACGAACUGAAUUACACCAACCAGGCAAUUGCCGCCGGCAUCAAGCAGUCGGCCAAUUCAAAUCCCCGAAUUCAACCAUCUACAAGUAAUGCAUGUGCCAGAACGGCUUUUUCUGAUGGCGCACCCUGGUGCUCUUCACAAGCGAAACGGAGAAAGAAGAGAAAACCAUACACAAAGCCACAGCUUGCUGAACUUGAGAACGAAUUCACGAUGAACGAAUUCAUAAACAGGCAAAAACGGAAGGAACUUUCUGACAGACUGGAGUUGAGUGAUCAACAAGUGAAAAUAUGGUUUCAGAACCGCAGAAUGAAGAAGAAGAGACUCGUGAUGCGCGGGCAUGCGUUCUCCAUGUACUGAGAGCCUUGGGUCCUGAAAGUGACCUCGUGUGGAUUCUGUUCAGACAAGCACAAACACUUCAAACCUCAAACUCUAUUCAUUUUCAGAAAGGCAAAACAUUAAACUUGUGCUUUGAGUGUUUUGUAAAGCAUGCGAUUUAGGUUAAUUGGAUACAUCAAAUGAUUUUGUUCAAUGACCACACUUAGUAUUUCUGAGCGUAUAACUCAGUGAUAAGGUACGCUCUUGGGAAAAAGGGGUUUAUUGUGGUUUUAUAUAGAACGUUUAAUAUAGCUAUGCAAUAGUUUAUUUUUGUAUGUAUGCAGUAUCAAAAUGAAUGUUAUUUAUAAUUUAAUCUCUGUAGCCUACAUGUAUAAAUUGUGUAGGAUACGUCGUAUUGUAUUGACGAAAUAAAAAUGGAAUAUAUGGUUAGAAAUGGAUAUUGCACAUAUCUGAUUGGACGGGUCAGUCCUGCCUGAAAUCAAACUGGGCCUAUAGGAAUUGCUCGUCCAAGCUCAAGUUCGUAUUUGUCGGUGGUUUAAUGAACCAUGAACAAGUGUUUUGGAUUAUUUAUUUUUAAAGUGUUUGCAUGUCUAUCUCAUGGAUAUAAUAAUUGUGUGUAAAUGUGUUUUUGUCUUAUUUUUAAUGUAUGCGUAAUCAUAGGCUAUAUCAUGCCUUCCGCUGUUGGCGCUGCAAUCGAAUGAGAGCUCUUGGGUAAGAUACAGCGUUCUCUUCAUAUUAAAGUAAAACUGGCUUGGGGGUCCAGUUAAUGAGUAGGACUAAUUUGAACAGUUUACUGGCUCAAUGUUAGUAUCAAGUGUGAUAUAUAUAUAUAUAUAUAGAUACACUUAUCUAGAAAAGUUAAACAUUUACAUCAAUUCAUACAAUUCCACGCCGACUGGUGUGUGUAUUAUGCACAUGUAUACACAAAAUUCCACGCGAACACAAGUGGUCCAUGCUAUUUAAAUAUCUGUCCAGCACGUACACGAGGGCUAUUUGAUCAAGUGGCACAUCAACCACAGAUAGGUUAUUCCUAAAUAGACCUACAUGAAUUUACUACUUCCUGAAUAUAUCUCUCACUCUUUGGUCUAUAUGAUCUUUAUGGUUAUGUUUGCUAGUAAACAAUUUAAUUCAUUUAUUGUUACAUUUAGAAAUGAUUAUCUGGUUUUCGAGGGAGUAGUUUGUAGGAUAUAUUUUAAUCUUUGGUAUUCGGGGCGGCCGGUUAGGAGCGUUUUGCCAGUAACCGAAAUGUUACUGAUUCGAAUCCCCUGGGUGAAAAAUCUGUUGAUGUGCCCUUGAGCAAGGCACAUAACCCUAAUUUCUCCUGCAAAUCACUGUUGAUAAGAGCUGUCUGCUAAAUGACUAAAAUGUAUAGGCUAUACUUGUUUUAAAAAGUUAUAAUUAUUACAAAAGUAAGCACACACUCACUUAAUAAAAUGCUUAUUCAAAGUGGUCUAGCUCGAACUUUUUAAUGGUCCGUUAUUUACCUCAUGAUUCUGAAAUUAUAUUUGUUAGUUUACAAUCCCAUUAUCUGAAGGGAUCAAAGGGGAACGGUGUGUUCUCCAAAGGUCUUUUUAUGAGAACUCUGCUAGAAGACGUCUGCUCAUGCUCUUCAGAUAUGGGGGCGCCAAAACAAAGUUAAGGUCAAGUUAGUAUCUUACACACAAACUUUAACCAGAUAGUAUACUGCAUUCUCAUCAUUCAAAAUGUUUUAUUUUUUUUGUGUGCUUUGUGUGGUAUUUGCAAGGAAUUUAUCUAUUUGAUGACACAUCCAUGAGACGGGCCUGAGAACAAGGCCUGAAAACAAGGCCUGAAAACAAGGCCUGAAAACAAGGCCUGAAAACAAGGCCUGAAAACAAGGCCUGUACUCGAGCAUUUGGUCAACAACAACUGUUUUGCAGUUUACUCAUCUUGUCUUUGUCAAUCUGUGUUCAUUGCCAAUAGCAAUUAUUUUGCAUAAGAUAUUAUUGGUAGUAUAGGACUAGAUAUUGUUGUUUUAGUACAUGGGUUGCAAUAAAACAUUUUCUCCCCCCUCUA